AUGAUGUUCAGAGACAACCAAAAUUGGAACUCGGUAAAUGAAAAAAAUAUCAGCGAAUGUUUGCAUAUAAUAGAUCAAUAUGGUUUUGAACAUUUACAACUACCUAGCGAUGUUCAAGAUUUCAUACUAGAUCUUGCAUCUAACCAUAAAUGUGACCCGAAGGUUUUAUUUUAUGCAAUAUUGUCUGGUAUUGGUCAUUUCUCAGAAGCAAUUAAUGUUUAUAACAUUGAGACGAAACAAGUAAAACCUAUUACUGUAUAUGAAGUAUUAAUCGCGCCAUCAGGAGUUGAAAAAUCAAAGUAUAUUAACAUCAUUUCCAACUCAUGUACAAAGCUUGAAGUAUAUUUAUAUGAGAAUUAUUAUAAACAGCAAAGAUGCUUUUCAUCGUCUGAUGUACUCGAAGCAGCUGAAGAAGGUGAUGAAAAGAAAAAAAAUAAUAUAAAAAAUUUUGAAUAUUGGAUCAACGAGUUUGGCUCAAUAAAACAGGUGUAUACAACAGCGUCACUCUUACAAAUGAUGAGUAACAAAAGUCUAUAUUUUCUUGCGAACGAGGGUGAUGCCAUUUUACAAGAGAGUAGCUUUUACAAUCCAGCUGAUGUCACGGCGGACGUAAAACAAGGCACAUUGAUUGAUUGUUGGGAUGGAAACAAAAUUGUAAAAAGCACCGUAUCACACGGAAGCAAAGAAAUUAAAAAUCGGACAGUAUCGAUGUGUGUUGCUAGCACUGGACGCCGUUGGCCCGAUUUACUCCGUGAACUGUCGAAAGUUCAAAUUGCGGGUGGCCUACACGAAAGAUGUACAUAUUUCUGUUUCGAUGUAACUGGUGACAUCGAUCUAAAUCAACUAACACCAAUAACUGAAAAGCAAUUUUAUUCAAGUCUAUACGAUAAUUUAUUGUCUUCGGUGGUGGUAAAUAAUCAAGUAAAAUUUUCAUUGGUUCAAAUUUUCUUCAUUGUGAAACUAUUUGGCUAUCGAAUAUUUAUAUGGUCGAAGGAAUCGUUUGCAUUUUUACAACCUAGGUUAAAUGAAUUAAAAUUGAAUAAACCCUGCCAGUUAAUUCAUGAGACAACAGUCUUUCGAACAAAGCAACAAAUGGCAAUCAGAAGACGAAGCGCCGAACAUGUCGUUCGCUAUGGUUGUUUGAAUCAAAUGCUUACCAACGGACUAAAGAUUUUAAAAUCAAUGGAUGAAAAUAUAAUCAAAUGUUGUGGUGGAAGUAUUAAUGAGUUAUUCGAAAUCGAAGCAAGAAAACAAAUAAACAAAUUAUUUGGUGUAGCUUUAGAACGUGAAAAAGCAUUUCAUGAAAAUUAUGUUCCAAUACAACCAUUAGAAGUCGAUAUUGAAGCAACAGAAUCUGCAGUUGCUCUAGUAUUUUCAUUUCUAUUGCCACAAUCGGUAUUACUAUUUAACUAUGAAAACUACUGUGAAACAAAGUCAAGUGAAGAACUUGUAAUUGAUAGUGUAAAUAUGAAGAUGUCAAAACAAGAAAAAGUCGUUUUUCGAAUAGAAAAGCUUAUUAUGGAGUUAAAUUACAAAUUUUUUUUCAAAUCAAGCAUAACUGAUCGGUAUUUUCGAGAUAAACGUUUAUUAGUGGAUCAUGUGUUGAACGAUCUCGUUGGCCGUAAAUUUUUAUAUGAAGGACAUGAUGAUACAUCGUUUUUUGACACUGGGCGUGCUUCAUCAAUCAAAACAUACUUGAAAUAUUUACCCAACGAUAGUGAUGAAAAAAAUUUCAGACAAAGUCUUAAAAACGUUUACAAUAUAGAAUAUGAUGACUAUAAAAAAAUUUUUGAAGAUGCGACAUUAUUACCACCCAAUUGUCAUUUAACAUCUUAUGGUCUUCAAUUUAUUCGUCAACCACAAUAUCAAUCAAUGAUUAAAAAAGCUGAUACGAAUGUUUCGAAUACAUCACCAGAUGGAAGUAACACAACUGACGAAAAUACACCAACAAAUUUUACAGAACUAUCAGAAGGUCAGCGCGAAAAUAAUGGUGAUCAACGUGAACAAUCAACAAAUGAUUUCAAUCACAUUAAUCAAAACCCUGCAAUAAUUACUAGAAAUAAUUCCAGUCAACAUAAAAUAACAGUAGAUUAUAGUUUAGAAAAUAUUAAAGAUUCUGAUUAUGAUCAAAAUAUAUCACCAACAGCAAAUAAUUAUGAAGAAACACCAAUCGUUUUCAAUGAUUCAUCUAAUAACUUGUCGCCAGUAGAUAACGAUGAUACAGAGAAGUCACAGGAGAAGCAGAUGUCACGAGAUACAGAAUCAAUCGAUAAACGAAAGUUACGAACUAUGGAUUCAUCUUCAAAAAAUAACAACAACGAAACAAAAACGAAAGCAGCGAUAAAAAAAACGAUCAAAGACAAUGAAAUUCUUAAAAAAAUUUUACUUAUUCCAUCAAUUUUAAUAGCCAAAGGAUUAAUUGCAUUACAUAUUAAAUCACGAGCAUCUGAAAUAAACAAUGGAAUAAAUUAUCUGGUUGAAAAAGAAUUGUUGAAAGUUGGUAAAUAUUUAAUAUGUGGCAACCGUCAUAUUGAAACUUUUUUGAAAUAUGUUCCGGAGAAUAUUGAAGAUCGAACAUGUAAGUAUUUAUUACAACGGCGUUUAUUAGAAGUUGAUGUCAACGUUAAUGAGUAUAUUGAAUCAUUAAAAUCAAUAAAGAUUAUAUCAACAUCGCAUCGAUCAUCAAGUCUAUUAAUGAUGACAUUACAAGAAGCAUCUUACGAUCAAUUGAAUAUUAGUCUUGUAAUGAAACGUAAAGGUAGAUGUAAAGAAACAAGCACUCAGGAAGAUGAAAUAUCAUCAAACGAUGAAGCUCGCAAUCACACCAAAGAACGGAAAAAAGCUAGGAAAAAUGUUGAAUAUGAAUGA
This is a messenger RNA of Rotaria socialis, 2868 nucleotides long. The record is from the annotation of a GenBank genome assembly. NCBI's taxonomy places the organism in Eukaryota, Metazoa, Rotifera, Eurotatoria, Philodinida, Philodinidae.